This is a messenger RNA of Bombina bombina (fire-bellied toad), 2154 nucleotides long. Its product is annotated as gastrula zinc finger protein XlCGF26.1-like. Lineage: Eukaryota; Metazoa; Chordata; Amphibia; Anura; Bombinatoridae. The record is from RefSeq and is a predicted model, not a curated record. Gene Ontology annotation, biological process: regulation of immune system process; regulation of cytokine production; negative regulation of transcription by RNA polymerase II. Bases 64 to 1995 code for a protein of 643 amino acids. The transcript has 10 exons.
GCUGAGUGGGAUCUAGCUGCUACUACGGUCUCGGUGUAACACAAUAUCACUGACAUAAACAAGAUGAAGAAGCUGCCUGAGCAGAUCCUGAAUCACAUUCUGGAGAUUCUCUACCUGCUGACGGGAAAGCGUGUGCCUAACUCACUGACAGCGAAUCACAUGACCGGGGACAAGACGACAACAGAGAGGAUACUGACCCACACCCUGCAGAUCAUGUACCUGCUGACAGGGGAGGUGCCUAUAAAGUGUGAUGAUGUUGCUGUGUAUUUCUCUAUGGAGGAGUGGGAGUAUAUAGAGGGACACAAGGAGCUUUACAAGGACGUCAUGAUGGAGACUCACCAAGCACUAAGGGCUAUGGAGAUCCCAGGAAAUGAGAGCUCAGAUCUAACAGGUUACAGUGAUGAAAAUCUAGACACAGGAACACAUAGAGACCUUGUACAGAAUAUUCAGCCAUCAGAUGUCUCUGCAGGUUACAGUGAUGAAAAUCUAGACACAGGAUCGCAUGCAGACCUUGUACACAAUAUUCAGCCAUCAGAUGUCUCUGCAAAUGACAUUAAUACUGAUGUAGAUGUUAAAACAGAAGAUCUGAGUGUAACGUGUCAGCUGGAAGCUCCAAUGCAGGAAAUGUGUGACAGUGACAAUGAAGUUGAAAAUGAUGCUAAGAUCUCAUGUAACACGGAACAAACAGAAGAUCAGUGGCUAAGAAAUAUAACAGAAGCUGCAGAGCAGGAAAUAUGUGACAAUAUAGGUACAGGUGAAAAUGUUGCUAAGAUUUCAUGCAACACAGAACAAACAGAAGAUCAGUGGCUAAGAAAUAUGCCAGAACCACCAGAGCAGGAAAUAUGUGACAAUAUAGGUGAAUUCACAAACUGCAAUAAUCCUAGUCAUGAUCAGAGUGCAGAUUGUGGGAAAUGUUUUCUUAAGAAAUCACAUCUUUUUAAACAUCUACAAAUUUAUACUGGAGGAAAAGGAUUUUCAUGUUCUGGCUGUGGAAAAUGUUUUACUAAGAAAUCAAAUCUUAUUACGCAUCAAAAAAUUCAUACAGGGGAGAAACCAUUUUCAUGUUCUGACUGCGGAAAAUGUUUUGCUCUGAAAUCAUAUCUUAUUACGCAUCAGAAAAUUCAUACAGGAGAGAAAAGAUUUUCAUGUUCAGACUGUGGGAAAUGUUUUACUCUGAAACUAACUCUUAUUAGGCAUCAGAAAAUUCAUACAGGGGAGAAAGGAUUUUCAUGCUCUGACUGUGGGAAAUGUUUUACUCAGAAAUCAAAUCUUAUUACGCAUCAGAAAAUUCAUACAGGAGAGAAAGGAUUUUCGUGUUCUGACUGCGGAAAAUGUUUUACUAAGAAAUCAAAUCUUCUUAUGCAUCAUAAAACUCAUACAGGAGAGAAAAGAUUUUCAUGCUCUGACUGCGGAAAAUGUUUUGCUCUGAAAUCAUAUCUUAUUACGCAUCAGAAAAUUCAUACAGGAGAGAAAAGAUUUUCAUGUUCAGACUGUGGGAAAUGUUUUACUCUGAAACUAACUCUUAUUAGGCAUCAGAAAAUUCAUACAGGGGAGAAAGGAUUUUCAUGCUCUGACUGUGGGAAAUGUUUUACUCGGAAAUCAAAUCUUAUUACUCAUCAGAAAAUUCAUACAGGAGAGAAAGGAUUUUCAUGUUCUGACUGCGGAAAAUGUUUUACUCUGAAAUCAACUCUUCGUACGCAUCAGAAAACUCAUACAGGAGGGAAAAGAUUUUCAUGCUCUGACUGUGGGAAAUGUUUUACUAAGAAAUCAAAUCUUAUUAUGCAUCAGAAAACUCAUACAGGGGAGAAAGAAUUUUCAUGUUCUAAAUGUGGGAAAUGUUUUAAUCGGAAAUCAACUCUUAUUACGCAUCAGACAAUUCAUACAGGGGAGAAAGGAUUUUCAUGUUCUGACUGUGGAAAAUAUUUUACUUGGAAAUCAAAUCUUUUUAGGCAUCAGAAAACUCAUAUUAAAAGAAAUCAGAGCUUAACCUCCUAAGUGCAGAGGGUGGCAUGUAGUUGUCAAUCACACAAUACCAAGUGCUGAUGAUGACUGCAUGUGACCCCCUGGGGCGUGCAGUUUUUGAGCUGUAUAAGGCCCCUUCUGCACCUCAAGCGUUUAUGAGGUGACCCCAGGGUGGAUUUGAUUUAAAUCACU